This is a messenger RNA of Ostreococcus lucimarinus CCE9901, 687 nucleotides long. RefSeq lists its product with no specific name. NCBI's taxonomy places the organism in Eukaryota, Viridiplantae, Chlorophyta, Mamiellophyceae, Mamiellales, Bathycoccaceae. The transcript has a single exon. Gene Ontology annotation, cellular component: plasma membrane. Bases 1 to 687 code for a protein of 228 amino acids. The record is from RefSeq and is a predicted model, not a curated record.
AUGGCGGUCGUCGCGCGCGCGAAUGGUGGCUUAGACGCCAUCGUCGUCGUAGCGGGCGGAAUCGAAGACGAUGGGACGCUGCCGGCGUGGGUGACGCCGCGAUUGGAUUACGCGGCGACGGCGUACGCGAACGCGACGGCGGACGCCAAGCCGCGGAUCCUGCUUUCAGGAUCGAUGACGCCGCAUAAACCGCCGCCGAUGGCGAAAGGUGGGUUUAAUCUUCACGAGUCGACGUCUAUGGCGUCGUAUUUAAUGGAUAAGGGCGUGCCCGCGGAUUCGAUGCUGAAGGAUACGGCGUCUAUGGAUACCAUCGGCAACGCGUACUAUUCUUUGUGCUUGCACGCGAUUCCGCGCGCGUGGACGCGCGUGGAGGUGGUGACGAGUGCGUUUCACAUGGAACGCACGCGCGCGGCGUUCGAGUGGGUGUGGGGUCUCGCCCCGCACGGGGUUGUGGACAUGCGGUUCGUGAGCACGGAGGACGCCGGCGUUUCGGAAUCCGCCUUGCGUGCUCGCGCGAAGCGCGAGGCCGCGUCGGCGGCGGCGUUACGGGACAACGCGUCUAGGAUAACUACCAUGGAGGCGUUUUCGGAGUGGUUAUUCACCACGCACAAGUGUUACGCCGUCUCUCGCCAACACGAGAUUGGUAUAUUCGACGAGUUAGAUGAAGAAUCGCGCAAGUCGUAUUGA